CCCAAGCCGGCCGGCCGGCCCGGCAAAAUCCCUUUGGAGAAAGGGUAUAGCCAGAUGGACUGGUUGAGAUUGAGCCGAGGCUCACAGGACCUGGCAGGCCGACAAGGGCAGCCGCUGCGAAGAGAUAUAACAAUGGAAGAGGUGAAGGCGCAUCGAACAAAGAGUGAUGCAUGGACAGUUCUGCGAGGGAAGGUGUACAACAUCACUCCCUAUAUAAACUUCCACCCAGGUGGGGCGGAUUGGAUCAUGAAAGGAGCGGGGAUGGACUGCACUGCGCUGUUCAACAAAUAUCACGCCUGGGUGAAUUCAGACAUGCUGCUCGAGAAGUGCCUCAUUGGUCAAUUGGCGCCUGCGGCAGCCAACUAA
This is a messenger RNA of Coccomyxa subellipsoidea C-169, 366 nucleotides long. RefSeq names its product cytochrome b5. The annotation marks the transcript as partial. Gene Ontology annotation, molecular function: heme binding. The record is from RefSeq and is a predicted model, not a curated record. Lineage: Eukaryota; Viridiplantae; Chlorophyta; Trebouxiophyceae; Coccomyxaceae. The transcript is spliced from 3 exons.